UGAAAACAAUGAUUUGGGUAAAUAAAUAAAUAUCAGUAUUAUAAAAGAAUAGAAAAAAAAUGAUUUUUUCCCUCUUUUUGGGGUUUUGAAAGGAAAUUUCUUUUUGACAAAUUAAUAAUUUUCUCUCUAUAUUGAGUAUAAUUUCUUUAUACGGAAAGAACAAAUUAUUAUAUAUAAAAUUUCUGUUCUUAGUCAUAUAUAUAAUAGAAUUGUUUCAAGUGGGGCCUUAAUGGCUAGAUGUUUUCUAUUGAAAAAUAGCUUUUAUUAAGUCGCUCUAUAUAUUCGCUAAGGUUGACGACGUUAGGGGCAUAUGUUAUAAAAGGAGAAUUCAGAGCGAACCGGACAUUUCGCUAGUUGAAAGAUUAUUAUCAAGAUGCAUUUUGUGUUCCUACCUUUCUUAUUCGCAUGGAAUCCGUCGCCAUAUGAAAAUAUUAAAUAUGGACCAGAAUAUACAUUUUACAUGGAAAUAAAUAUGAUUGCCGCAAUGAAUACAGAUAAUGGCGCAACAUUGGGAACAAGAGUAUCGGGCGAAUUAAAAUGUCGUCCAAAUGAUACAAAUUUAUUAAUAUGUCGAACUGAGGACACAAAAAUAAUACGCACCCAUCCAAAUGGUUUUAAUACAUCGGGCAUAGAAAUACCAAGAAAUGAAUCAUAUUCACCCUAUGGAUUGGGUCACGAUUUAUUUCAAGUGAAAUUUAAUAAUGAAGGCAUUGAGAGUUACAGUUUAGAGAGUGCAAAUGAUGAGGCAUCAAAAUGGAUAAUUGACAUGAUUCGCUUUAUCACCAAUCAAUUGAGUAUUGGUUUUGUACUUGACGAUAGACGUAAUGAUGAGCAAUUUAAGAAAUUGGAAAAUUUCACUGUUGGCGAAUGUGAGACGGAAUUUAAAAUAAGUCGAAGGAAGGAUGUGAAUAAUAAUAGUAAUAAUAAUAAUAAUAAUAAGGGACCGAAAAUUAUUCCUAUUUUCGAUCAAACGAAAUUUAUAUUUGGUCCAUUUGAUGAAAUUGAAAUUGAAAAGAGAAGAAAUAUACAGAAUUGUCCGAGACAUAAGGAAUAUUUCUUUGGCACGAGAUAUAUCAAGGGAAUUGUUCUCAAGGAUGUUUAUAACAAACUUAUGUCAUCAACCAGCAGAAUUAAAUUUUCAACAUUUGACUUUGUGAGCGAAACGACAAAUGAAUGUGAAAUAUUCGAUAUGGAUAAAAAUCGUAUUGGCAAAGUUUUGGAUCACAUAAAACUUAAAUUGACAAACAUUCAAUCGGCGAGAGAAGAAAUGGUUUUUAUUUCCAAUGCCACAGCUUAUGACACCUUGGCAGGCGACUCUGUCAAUAAUUAUAAAAAUUAAGAAAAAAACUCUUUAAUUUUUUUACAAUGCUGCACAAAUGUAAUUUUAAAUAUUAAAAGGAAAAAAAUAUUUUUUUAUAAAA
Molecule: messenger RNA, 1421 nt
Organism: Leptopilina heterotoma
Lineage: Eukaryota; Metazoa; Arthropoda; Insecta; Hymenoptera; Figitidae
Exons: 3
Coding region: 374-1339 (321 amino acids)
Biological process (GO): lipid transport
Molecular function (GO): lipid carrier activity
Source: RefSeq, a predicted model, not a curated record